Colletotrichum scovillei is the source of this 438-nucleotide messenger RNA. RefSeq lists its product as uncharacterized. Gene Ontology annotation, biological process: protein phosphorylation; MAPK cascade. Bases 1 to 438 code for a protein of 145 amino acids. The transcript has 2 exons. The record is from RefSeq and is a predicted model, not a curated record. Lineage: Eukaryota; Fungi; Ascomycota; Sordariomycetes; Glomerellales; Glomerellaceae. Gene Ontology annotation, molecular function: ATP binding; MAP kinase kinase activity.
AUGUCGGAUCGCCCAUCACACGUCGAAAAGGGCUCACCUUGGAAACACUACCAGGCACAAUUCGAGCUCAACGAUCUCGGGGGUACUCUGAUAGUGGCGUCAAGACAUCGAAAACUGUUCCACAUCAGUGAACUGGCCCGCACGGAGUCGAAACAAAUCCUGGAAAACCUGAAAAUGCUUCGCCAUCCAAACAUUGUCGAGUUUAUCGAGGCGUACAUGACGUCCACAUCUUUCCACGCCGUCUUCGAGGCCACGGCUAUCAGUCUAUUACAUGUGGCAAAAUGUCCGAUAUAUCCCGACGAAGCGCAGCUGGGUGCCAUAGUCGGGCAGGUCGUAGACGGUCUCAGCUAUUUAGAGGGAGAAGGCUUGGAGCACACUUCGAUCGAUGGAGGGAACGUUCUGAUGACUGACGCGGGAGUGGUGAAGAUCGGUAAUUGA